AUGAUAAUUCUAAAAGAGUUGGCUGGUGGAGAGCAACAUGUUGGUAUAACUGAGGACCGUUGUAGGAAUAUGUUUAGGACCAAGCGUAGAAAGUCUAUAGGGGUUGACUGUCAACAAGCCAUCAAUUAUUUAGAUAGAAAGCGCGCUACAGAUGCAGGGUUCUUUUAUGCAAUCCGUGUCAACGAGGAGCAACAGUUGACAGGGAUUUUUUGGAUAGAUAGUCGUGCACGAGAACAAUAUAAGAAGUUUAGUGAUGUAAUUUUGUUUGACACAACUUACAAUAAAAAUAAGUACAAGUUUCCAUUUGCUCCAUUUACUGGUGUUAACCAUCACAUGCAGUGUAUAUUGUUCGGUUGUGGCUUAAUAGCCGAUGAAACGAAGGAUUCAUUCAUAUGGCUUUUUCAGACGUGGCUUCAAGCAAUGCACAACAUUCAUCCAAAGGCAAUAUUCACUGACGAAGAUCCCGGGAUAAUGAGAGCUAUCCGGCAUGUAUUUCCAUCUACUGUCCACCGGCUAUGUGGAUGGCAUUUGGAGAAGCAUAGGAUCAUUCACAUGAGGCCUUUAUUUAAGAAAUAUACAGAUUUGAAAGCAGUAUAUAAAAGUUGCAUUAAUGAUUCAAAAUCACCAUCUGAAUUUGAGGCGAGAUGGCUUAGUAUGAUUCAGAGGUAUAAUUUAAAGGAGCAUAAGUGGUUGAGGAGGCAGUACAAAAUACGCAUGCAUUGGGUGUCAUGUUAUUUUGUUGAUACUUUUUUUGCUGGUAUGAGCACGACACAAAGAGCGGAAUCAAUGAACAAUUACUUUAAAGGUUUCUUCACUCCUUCCACCCCAAUUAAUGAAUUUGUGACACAAUAUGAAGAGGCUAUUAAGAAAAGACGGGAAAAAGAAGCUAAGGCAGACUUCGGUUGCAUCACCUCAACUCCUUCUUGUCGUACAUCCCAUAAAAUUGAGAAGCAAGCCGCAAAUGUUUAUACGGCAAAGGUGUUCAGGGUUUUCACGGAGGAGUGGUAUGCAUGUUUUGGUCUUGAGCUCAGGCAGUGUGAUUGGGAAAUCUCAGUUAAGAGGUACGAGGUGUUUUCGUUGGAUAGGGAUCAAGAGAAUAACGUGCACCAUGUGCUAGACAACCAAGAGGCCGAAAUUACCACUUGUGAUUGCAAGAUGUUCGAGCAAAAAGGCUUACUCUGCAGGCAUAUACUUAAAGUGUAUGUGAAAACUGAUAGAUCCCAGAUUCCCCAACAAUAUAUUUUGCCUAGAUGGUCCAAAUCUGCCCUAUAUGAUAGCAGUGGGACAGGACAUGUUGAGGGCUCAUCUGAAGAACAACCCCUACCUGUGUGGAAACUUCAUGACAUUGCUAACCGGAUAGCCACUGAAGGAUCUCUUUCCCAAGAGAGGUUUGAUGUUGCACUAAAAGUUUUGAGUGAAGGUUUAGAGGAGGUGUUGAAAUUGGAACCAGUUGUUGGGUCUUUUACUUUCAAUUUGGGAUCACAUUGCAGCAUUGACAUAUCUUUGAAUCAGGACUGUCCUUCUGCCAUGGAUCCGAGACAGUGCUCUACAACGAGAGGGAGGCUUAAAAAUUCUCGUCUGAGGUCAGUGACGGAGAAUAUCUCUAACAGAAGGGCUUACCAUUGCUCAGGUUGCAAUGGUAUAGGGCAUAACGUGACGAGGUGUAGUCGGGUUAAUGCAAAUACUGAGGAUGCAAAUACCCAAUUGCUCAAUCAACCAAUGCAAAUAGAUUUGAACAAUCCUCCCAAUAAUGAAUGGUACCACUCGAGUCAAUCUGCAUAGACCGUUUACUAAGCAGCAAAACUUGGGAGGGAGAGGAGGUCGUGGCAUGUACAUGAGGACUGCACCAGAUAGGAUAUUGGAGAAGGUGACGGAGAGCGUAAAGGGUGCAGAGGAGGCGUGUGCUGGUGAACCAACAAGCAGGGAGUGUGCAGCGGUGUGGGAUGAGGUGGAAGAGGUGAGUGCAGCAGCCAUCCUUGGUAGACGAAAAAAGAAGAAAACCUACCCACUGGAGGCCUACUGCAAGGACAACCCCGCUACUGAUGAAUGCCUUACCUAUGAGGAUUGAGGCCCUCUUGGCCUUAUCUCUUAUUCUUUCUGUUAUUAAUUCAUAAUCUACUUGAAAGUGCAAAAUUCAAUUAUUCAAAAAUUUUGUAUUUGAUUUUUGUCCAACUCCAAGGUACUUCGAUGGAUUUCCAUAUUACUUCACAGUAAAAAUAUUGACUGGGAUUUGGGA
Molecule: messenger RNA, 2236 nt
Organism: Macadamia integrifolia
Lineage: Eukaryota; Viridiplantae; Streptophyta; Magnoliopsida; Proteales; Proteaceae
Product: protein FAR1-RELATED SEQUENCE 5-like
Exons: 4
Coding region: 1-1782 (593 amino acids)
Biological process (GO): DNA transposition; regulation of DNA-templated transcription
Molecular function (GO): zinc ion binding; transposase activity; DNA binding
Source: RefSeq, a predicted model, not a curated record